Ixodes scapularis (black-legged tick) is the source of this 1412-nucleotide messenger RNA. RefSeq names its product juvenile hormone acid O-methyltransferase-like. Lineage: Eukaryota; Metazoa; Arthropoda; Arachnida; Ixodida; Ixodidae. The record is from RefSeq and is a predicted model, not a curated record. The coding region runs from base 145 to 1071 and encodes 308 amino acids. The transcript is spliced from 4 exons.
GCUUCUCCCUUUUUGUAACAGCUGCAAACUUCGAACCCUGUCUGCUUGAAGAGCUUACUCAGCGCAACAUCAACGGUUUUGUGACAUUCCACUGCGCCGUGCUGAGCUGAGGUUUCAGAACGUUGGUGACACUUUUGCAGCAACAUGGGCAAGCCUUUUUCGGUUGAUGACACAGUCGAGAAACACCCACUUCAGGUGCAGAUUGUUCCGGAGAUCUACAUCAAAUCCAACCAAAGCCAGAGGGCUAUGGGCAUCCAAACUCUCAACGCGCUGCAUGAGUCGUUUGGCAUUAAGCCGAAUGCCAGCCAGCAGUUCCUCGACGUGGGCUGCGGGACGGGCGACUUCACGCGCCAAGAACUGCUGCCGCGCUGCCAGCCCUGCCGAAGGAUUGUGGCCACCGACAUCUCCCGAGCCAUGGUGGAGUACGCCGAGGAGAACUUCGCCCAUCCGCAGAUCGCGUACGAAGUACACGACAUCGAAGGCGACAUCUCAGGACUCGUCAGGAAGUACGGCAAGUUUGAUCGCGUCUACUCCUUCUUCGUCCUGCACUGGGCGGAAGACCUCACCGCGGCUCUCCGAAAUGUAGCAGCCUUGAUGACCGCCCAAGGGGAGUGCAUGCUGGUGUUCGCGGCUCAGCUCGCGAUGUACAGGGUAUGGAAGAGGAUCGUGGAGAUGGAUCGAUGGAAGCCGUACAAAGGAGUUAUUGAACGCUUCAUACCCCCGAGUCAGGAUAUCGAAGGCAGGUCUGGCCUAUACUCGUACAUGCUGGCCGUUCUUCAGAAAGCCAACCUCAAGCCGCGAACCUUCCAGCUGCUAACCCGGGACGAAAGCGGCAUGGAUGUGGACAAGUUCAUCCAAGUGGAGCUCUCCAUAGAUCCCAUUCUGCCAUUGCUGCCCGAAGGAUCAAGGAGAGAAUUCGAGGCCGACGUGGCAGACAUUGUCCGCAGGUUUUGGACUGAGAAACCAGCGGGGGAUCCACAGUAUUUACUACACGUGUUCGUGGUUCACGCAAGCAAAGUCUUUAAAAAGAAGGUACAACGAAGUUUGUGUUCGACUUGCUGCGUUCAAUAGGGCUUAACAUAAUAAAGCAUAAUGGUAACUUUUUUUAUCCUACUGCUCAGCAACCACUAGAUGGAUUGACUUGGGGAAGGUUUUGUUUAAAAUAGAAUAAAAACAGAUUUGCAACGCAACGUGGGCCUGAGAAAGCCAAGCUAUUGUUAUAAGCGGGCGAUUUCAUUUCAAAUCUUUCAGGAGAAAGGGGUCACUUCUCAAAAGCUUUUGAAGAAAAUAUAUGUGACGGGCAAAUUCUUCACCAGGACGAAACUGAAAAACUUUUUUGUGUCAUAUUUUUUGUUCUUGAGUUUAUUUACUUUUAAAGGGAUGCUGAACCGAAAUCUGGAUUGCCUAAAACA